GCAGCCAAUCUUGCAUGAAAGCUCAGGCUGCGCUACAUACAAAGGCUCUGUUUGCUUUGGAUUCCCUUUGCGCAUCAACUACACUGAGUGAGAGGCAGAGAGGCAGCUCCAUCUUUAAGAAAACAAGGAGUGAAUCCUGACUAAGCAAGUUAAGGCAGAUGCGGGGAGACAGAGGGGAAACAAAGCUGCUCCCUGAUCGGUGCCUUUCCCUGUCUCCCAGCUGGGGCUCAGUGCUGGCCAGUGUGGGGUUAAACUGAGGGAGAUCACUGGGAGAAGCAGCACAAGCUUUGCAACAUGGGUGACUGGGACUUUGGCCCCCAGCUGUGCUCCAUUGGCUACUAGGUGCAGUCUCCAAGCUGUCAGGUUGGAUGUCUGUGAAUUAAAGGUGAACCCUUCCCUCCCCAGGCUGUCUCUUGGCUAGAGGGGGAGCUGCUGACGGAAGCGGAACUUUGCUGAGUUCUAAUACAAUGAGAGGAGAGGAAGGAUCCUCACAGGUCUCAGCCUCCUGCAGAGAGAGGGACAGCAGAGGGGAGUCUACACCCAACUCACUGUGCGGAGCCUACAGGAACCCAGGCUGCCCAGCUGUGCUCUGAGCUCAGGCGCCCCCAACUCAGCUCCAGGCACCCCCAAACCUGGCAACACAACUCCAGCUGGAAUCUGAACUGCCCGGUUACCAGGGAAACUGCCCCAGUCUGGCAGAUCUAACCUCAGGAGAACCUCAACGGCAGAUGGAGCCAUAGUGAGCCCAAUUCCAGCAGGAACCGGUCCGACACCCACAGGGCAGCAGCUAGUGAAUUUCACUCCCAGUAUCCCCAGCUCCGGAGCCCAGCUGGCAGGGGCACCUCAUGGACCAUCCUCUGUCUAUAUGAGAUCUAGCUGUGCCCCAACUCACUACUGCUCUCCCGGCUGUUACUGCUUGAACCAGGGCAGUGACAGAAUGGCCUCCUUCCAGUCCCCUGAGCAGGGCACCGUGGCUUUAAUGACUCACAACUCGAAUGGAAAUAAAGAAGCAGAGAGAAGCAAGGAGGACCUGCUGCCAGAGAAAGGGCAGGAGAAGCCGGACCCAUCGCAGAAGCCGCCCUAUUCCUAUGUGGCAUUAAUAGCCAUGGCCAUCAGGGAGAGUGCGGAGAAGCGGCUGACCCUCUCGGCCAUUUACCAGUACAUUAUCAGCAAAUUCCCCUUUUACGAGAAGAACAAGAAGGGCUGGCAGAACAGUAUCCGCCACAACCUCAGCCUCAACGAGUGUUUCAUUAAAGUGCCCCGGGAGGGCGGCGGGGAGAGAAAGGGCAAUUACUGGACCCUGGACCCGGCCUGCGAGGAUAUGUUCGAGAAGGGCAACUACAGGCGAAGAAGGAGAAUGAAGCGACCCUUCCGACCGCCCCCGACCCACUUCCAAGCAGGAAAGAGCCUGUUUAGCAGCGACACCUACGGCUACCUGUCCCCACCCAAGUACCUGCAAUCCACCUUUAUGAACAACUCCUGGCCCCUGGCCCAGCCGCCUGCCCCCAUGUCCUACACCUCCUGCCAGAUGGCCGGGGGCAACGUCAGUCCGGUCAAUGUCAAGGGCCUCUCCGCAUCGUCCUCCUACAGCCCCUAUUCCAGAGUGCAAAGCAUGUCCCUGCCCAGCAUGGUGAACUCCUACAACGGAAUGAGCCACCAUCACCACCCUCAUGCCCACCAUGCCCAGCAGCUGAGCCCAGCCAGCCCUGCCCCAGCGCCCCCAGCUCCCCCUAAUGGGGUGCAAUUCACCUGUGCCAGGCAGCCCUCUGACCUCUCCAUGAUGCACUGCUCCUAUUGGGACCACGAUGCCAAGCACAGCGCCCUGCACCCUAGGAUAGACCUCUGAGGAGCCCCCCAAGGCCCUGGCAGGAACUACUGAGCGUUCCCAAGGAGAGGCCUCUGCUCCUACACAUGGACCCCCAAAGCAAGGGCCAGAACUGCAGCUCCCAGCCCUUAGUAGCGCUCAGGAUCUCUUGUAGACUCGGUGCCAUUUAUUCUUUGGGGAUACUUUGUUGCAAUGAUCUGCUCCCCGUUUGAUUGAAGGCAGUGUAAGUGUAACUGUGUGUAUCAGUGUUACUGUGUAUCGAUCAUUUCCUCUUCAUGUUCCCACAGCUUGGCGGGCUCUGGGGGAAUGGUACUUCUGUUGCACCAAAAACAUUCACAGACAUUGGCUAUAGGCAAAACUCUUCGGAAAAUAUCCCAAAAUCGAAUUCUUAGCUGCAAUAUUUUGGGAAGAAUUUGCAGAAUUUUAUAUAUAUACUUGGUAAAUGUUGCCCCAUAUAGUUCUGCUGAGAUGACCCCAUGUAGCACACAGCAUAGACACACAUACACAAGCACAUGUACACAAGCACAGACACUGAUGUACAGACACACACAUAGAUGUACAGACAAACACACACACAUUCACGCACUUUCCCACAACCCCAGACUCUGUAUAGGUUCCAGAUUGUGAAUGGAGUAAUGAAAUGGUUAAUAAAAUCUGAUUGGUUCCUAAGUCCCUGUCAGUUGAUCAGUGCUAUUUCACCGGCUCAGGGGCAAUAGUAGUGGGUUCCUACCCAAUUCCCACAUCUAACAGGCCCGCAGCAGAGUAUUUCAGUGUUUAGAGUCACAGCCACAUCCAUUCUCUCAGACAGAAUUUUCAGCCACAUUAAUCUUCUUUUUUAGUUCUCAUGCCUGGGACAAACAUAUAUUUGGGGCCCCAUUGCUUGUACUGUAUAAACCUGGGGACCGCCAGCUGCUGUUGAUUUAGAACUCCCAGCCUUUGGCUAGUGACAGUUGUACCUAAACACCUGUAGGAACACAGGUUGGGCAGCCCUGCCAUGAAAGUGACACUGGCCCUGUCAAGCUGCUUAAUCUGCCAACCCACAGGCCCAAUCCCGGGCUCCACAGUCGCCUCUAGUUGAUUUAGCGACUCCAGUCAGUUUCUCCCUACAGGCCCCACUCCAACCAAUGAGCCAUGUACCGUUAUGGACCCGAAUGUGCUGAUUUGUGUCCUCUCUGUCUGGUGUAAAUGUUUUUAUUUUUUAUUUUUCGUUCUAUUCCCCCCUUCAUUCAAUUUCCAUGAACCCUGUCAGUUGCAGUUCAGAAUCGCACAGCAAUCAGUUCCUGGGCUCACUGGCAGCUAAACAGUUAAUAUUUGGGACCAAUUUUCUUAGAAAAAAGUCCAUUAGCACUUUCCGUUGUAUUUUUGCAAUUCUAGUCCUGUUAAUUGCUAAAUAAAAUAACCUUGUUUCUUUUAA
Xenopus tropicalis (tropical clawed frog) is the source of this 3239-nucleotide messenger RNA. RefSeq names its product forkhead box L2 (gene foxl2). Bases 866 to 1846 code for a protein of 326 amino acids. The transcript has a single exon. Gene Ontology annotation, molecular function: sequence-specific DNA binding; DNA-binding transcription factor activity; DNA binding. NCBI's taxonomy places the organism in Eukaryota, Metazoa, Chordata, Amphibia, Anura, Pipidae. Gene Ontology annotation, biological process: regulation of DNA-templated transcription; animal gross anatomical part developmental process. The record is from RefSeq and is a predicted model, not a curated record. Gene Ontology annotation, cellular component: nucleus.